Triticum dicoccoides is the source of this 2465-nucleotide messenger RNA. Its product is annotated as beta-1,2-xylosyltransferase XYXT1-like. The transcript is spliced from 4 exons. Gene Ontology annotation, molecular function: glycosyltransferase activity. NCBI's taxonomy places the organism in Eukaryota, Viridiplantae, Streptophyta, Magnoliopsida, Poales, Poaceae. Bases 480 to 2078 code for a protein of 532 amino acids. The record is from RefSeq and is a predicted model, not a curated record.
GGUUACCCAACACACAAAUUUAGAAUCUAGUUUGAGCAGAGGGAGAGAAGAAGAGUUUACCCAGCACACAGAUUUAGAAUGUAGUUAGAGCAGAGGGAGAGAAGAAGAGGCUACCCAGCACACAGAUUUAGAAUAUAGUUAGAGCAGAGGGAGAGAAGAAGAGGCUACUCAGGACACAAAUUUAGAAUGUAGUUAGAGCAGAAGGAGAGAAUAAGAGUUUACCCAGGGCACAGAUUUAGAAUGUAGUUAGAGCAGAGGGAGAGAAAAAGAGGUUACACAGCGCACAGAUUUAGAAUGUAGUUAGAGCAGAAGGAGAGAAGAAGAGACUACUAAACACAAAUUUAGAAUGUAGUUACACCAAAGGGAGAGAAGAAGAGGCUACUCAACACGUAGAUUUAGAAUGUAGUUGGACCAGAGGGAGAGAAGAGAUCAAGAGACGGAAGGAGAAGCGACCGUAAGCCGGUCAGGGCGGCGACCGGAUGGCUGCCAACUCGUUCUCUGCACCGGCGCAGGCGGUGAAGGGCGUGGCGAAAACGUUGGCUCACCGCCGCCAGGCCGUGGUUGGGUUCCUGUUUGCUCUCAUCGUCAUCCUCGUGCUCCACACCACCGUGGUGUUUGGCCCGUCCCGGUCCACGAAUGACAUUGUCGUUCUGCAGUCCACAUCGGGCGAGCAAAAUGCCAGGAUCUCUUCUCCUCCAGCGUUCUUGGCACCUAAUAAUUCUAUUCAAGUACAUGACAUAGAUAACUGGGAGAAGGACGACGCAGCCAAUAAUGAUGGGGAAAGAAGGGACCAGUUAGGCCAAACAGUAAAAAAUGAUACUAAUGACAAGAUGCAGGAAGAGCUCAUUCGUCAAGAACUCGAUGGAGACGUCAUACAUGGUGCUCCGGGGAAGCCCAUUUGCGACCUCUCUGACCCUAGGUACGACAUCUGCGACAUCAUCGGAGACGCCCGUGCCAUCGGCGCCAACCGUACCGUCCUCUAUGUCCCGCCAGCCGACGAGCGCGGCACCGACGGCCCGGAGUGGGCCAUCAAGGACCAGUCCCGCAAGAACCUCGGGGACAUCGUCGAGGUGAAUGUCAAGACCCUGAGUGCCGCGCAGUCCCUGGUGGCGCCGGAGUGCACCUCACGGCACGCUGUCCCUGCCGUCGUUUUCGCCAUGAAUGGGAUCAUAGGCAACCCAUGGCACGACUUGAGCGAUGUCCUGAUCCCGCUCUUUAUCACCACCCGCGCCUACGACGGCGAGGUCCAGUUCCUUGUCACCGAGCUCCAGCCGUGGUUCGUGGACAAGUAUCGUCUCAUCCUCACCAACCUGUCACGCUACGAUAUUGUCGACUUCAACAAGGACGCCGGCGUCCGUUGCUACCCGCACAUCAUAGUCGGCCUCCGCAGCCAUGGUGACCUCGACAUCGACCCAACCCGCACGCCGCACAACUACACAUUGCUAGAUUUUCGCCUCUACAUCCGGGAGGUCUUCUCGCUUCCGCCGGAGAGCCGAGGAAUCCCGUACAAGGAGGCCAGUAAGAAGAACGCAGCCAACGACAAUGGCACUGUCACGGAGAAACCAAAGCCGCGGCUCUUGCUCAUCAAUCGCGGCGAGAGCAGGAAGUUCGUCAACCUUCCGGAGGUCUCUGCGGCAGUGCAGGCAGCCGGGUUCGAGCUGCUGGUCAUGGAGCCGAGCCGUGACAUGAGGCUCGAGGAGUUCGCCCGGGCGGUGGACUCGUGCGACGUGCUGAUGGGUGUGCACGGGGCCGCGCUCACAAACUUCUUCUUCCUGCGCACCAACGCGGUGCUGCUGCAGGUGGUGGGGUUGGGCCUGGAGCGCGAGGCCUUGCAUUACUACGGCAAUCAGGCCAAGGCGGUGAUGGUGCAACACAUCCAGUACUUCAUCAGCGCCGAGGAGAGCACACUCUAUGAAAAGUACGGCAAGGACCACCCGGCGGUAAGUGACCCGGACUCGGUACACAAGCAGGGUUGGCAGGGUGCAAAGCGCUACUUCUGGGCGGAGCAGGACAUCAGACUGAAUGUCACCAGAUUUGCUCCCACGCUGCAUCAGCUGCUUCGCACACUCCGGGAAUAGGGGAACUUGAUACGUGAUACUAGUACCUCUGUUCCUAAAUGUAAUGCAAGAUAUCUUGGCAGUUUGAAUUUAAGCUGCCAAAACGUUUUAGGGUGUAGGUUACAAGAAGCACACCAUGGGAGCAGAGAGCUUGCUUCUUUCUUGUUGUUUCAGUCGUCAGAUCAAUAGACAAGAAUUAAGCACAAGCGAGGUCACAACUAAUGCACGGCGUCCAAAUCGAUCAACCGGAAAACAAGACUUGAGCACGUGCAUGACAUCGGCAUGACCUCCUUAACUACUCUUAUAUUUUUUUCCUUUUUUGAGAAUGACAAAUGAGUCAAAUUUGAGCUGCAAGUGCAUGAAAUGUUUUGCAAAAUUUGGUGAAUUAUUUUUAUUUGUGGUCUUUAU